Phytomonas sp. EM1 is the source of this 2181-nucleotide messenger RNA. The record is from the annotation of a GenBank genome assembly. NCBI's taxonomy places the organism in Eukaryota, Euglenozoa, Kinetoplastea, Trypanosomatida, Trypanosomatidae.
AUGGGGAAGAAUUCAGCCUUUGUAAAGGCUCGUAUCCAAAACUUGCAGCGCCAGAGAGCCCAACGCACUCAACGCUCGAAAGUUGAGCGCAGCAAACGUCUUGCCCAGGAUGAUAGACGAAUUCAGCACGUCGUCAAGCAGUGGGUCCUUCCUACAAAAGAUGAGACAGCCAUGCUGAUGAACCAAUUUGCACAGGCCUGUCGGCUUCCAAAUGCGAGCGCCAGCCUCUGCGCCCUGAUUCAGCACUACGCGGGGAGAGCCGUGGAUGCUCAACCGGUCUCUCCCGAGGCUGCUGGCGCCACCGCGGGAAGUCCCGCGGCGGUUCGUUCGGGCGAUAUCGACUCUCUAAAACAGAUGGCGGAGCUGCUACUCAAUAUACAGGAUACCCCCAUGGCUGACCUCGGCGAUAGAGAGGAUCAAGAGGCGGACACGCUGUCGACGGAAACGGUACUGCAGGACAUCUUGAAAAACGAGUGUGGCAGUCGUGUGGUCACGAUGCUUCUUUCUGCCCUCCAAUGUGUGGAGGCUGGAAAGAGCGUCGCAAAGGCCAUUCUUCAGCAAUUCGAAGCCAAUGAAGCCCUCGUGACACAUCAUGUGGCCUGUAAAGUCCUGACAGCGCUAGUACUGUGGGGGCCGAUGGAUGUCAAGUGUGGAGUCCUGGGGAUACUUCGCGAGAAAAGCGCCGCCGGGAGUGGCAUUGAGCUUCUGAUGGAUCGCCACACCGCCCCGACGAUUGUGCGACUUCUUGAGCACCUGCCCAUGGAAACGAGUGCGUGGCUAUCUGAGGAACUUGAUCUUGGAGGAGAGGGGUCGAUCGACACGAACACUGCUACAGGUGCAGCAGACCGUAAGCGAACGAGAAAUGAGGAGUCCCCUAAAUCCGGUAAGGAUGAGAGUGGUGAUAGAUUCCGUGGCCUCAUCGAACAUCCUGUCUCGUGGCGCAUCCUUGCUCAGCUUGUUCUCCAUAUGCCUAUUGAGAAUCGGUUACGUUUACUCAGCAUGAUGAGUUUUGAUGAGCUUUCCCGGACAAGGCGAGGGACUCGCUUUCUCACAACGCUCCUCAGCACAGACUCAAACAAAGAAAGCAAGAUCAAAAGUUCUACAUCAGCAGCUAUCGCACAGAUGCUGGGAACGAUGGUCGAAAAGUUUGCGACUCUCUUACAGGAAAUGAGCAGGAGCCCACAUGGGAAUUUCGUAGUGCAGAAAUUAAUCCAACUUAUUCCCUUCGUGUGCGGCGAUAACAACAAAAACGCGUUGGAGCUGCUUUCCCGUUUUGUAUGCGUGCUCAACCACAAUGGUGAUCCUGAAGCCAUGCAUAGUCUUGCAUCGCAUUCCAUUAGUGUGCACGUGGUUUGCUCGCUGAUUGACACCGCCCUUUCGUUGAUUAGCUCUAGUAAUGGUGGUAGUGGCAACAACAAGUACCGUGUUGUGGAAGAAAUCGCAAGCUUCAUGACAUCUCCCAGGUACGUUGCCGAUACAAUAUGUGAUCAGUACGGCAGCUUACUUGUACGCCACCUUAUGCCUCUGGUGAAGCAAAAGCAAUCCAAUCUGGGGAAGUUGAUUAACUCUACAAUUUGGCAGACGAUGUCUUCUUUGUUAUACGAUCCUAUAGGAAACCUAGUGGUGCAGGAAUUCUUCCGAAGCAUUGGCGUUGAUGAAGCAUCGAAGUUUACAAGCAAACUUAUGGAGGAAGAAAUUCUGGCCAUGUGCCAGAGCCCGUAUGCUUCACACGUGCUGUUCACUUUACUAGACGUUAUUAACCCCGCCACACGCGUGAAACUUUGCAGCAUUCUUAAGUCCCAUGUAAUGUCCCUCGCCACACAUGUAAACGGUCGCUUCAUUGUAGAACAUCUGGUUGCUGGCAGCCGUGAGGUGCGGGAUGAGUUGGUGCGCCAUUUCUAUACUCUGGCUGGAGAAAAGGGCACCCAGCACGUGCUAUGCACCCUUGUUUCUCACUUAGAUCCUCGUGGCAAGGAGCACGUGAUUCAAAAAAUCAUCGUCCCAAGGUUGUCUGAGCUUGCAAUGCACCCAUACGGAGGUAUUGCACUCCAGAAACUAAUGCAAUCGGAUCCUGACAUUCUUGCCGCGGUAAGAAAAAGAAUAGCACAAGAAAGCACACUGCGCAACGACUUAGCGCAGAAUUUCUACGGGAAAUUCGUGGUGCACAUUGCGGAAAACUAA